AAUAGUAGAUGUUUUUUUCCAAACUAACCAACAUUCUACAAUUUCUUUCCCCUCUUUCUAGAACACCAAUACCACCUUAAUUUUUCUUCACUUUCUAGGGUUACUCUUCUGAUUGCAGAUCAUCAAUUUCACUUGAUUCCCCACCCCAAAAUUUGGGGAUUUCAGCUGAUUAAUUACAACCAGUGCUGAAAUUAUUUAAUGAUGUUUUAAUAUUUAUUAAUUUAGAGCUAAAUUAGUUCUUUCAUAAUGGAUUCGAAUAAUUGGCGACCUGCUCAAAAUGAGGCGCCACCUAUGGACGGUGGCGAUUGGCGGAGUCAACUUCUGCCGGAGUCCCGCCAACGAAUCGUCAAUAAGAUAAUGGAAACUUUGAAGAGACAUCUCCCGUUUUCUGGCCAAGAAGGGCUGCAAGAACUUAAGCAGAUUGCCAUACGAUUUGAAGAAAAAAUAUAUAGCGCUGCGACAAGCCAGUCUGAUUAUCUGAGGAAGAUAUCAUUAAAGAUGCUUACAAUGGAGUCGAAAUCUCAGAAUUCACUCCCCAAUGCGUUGCCUUCCAACUCUUCUGGUAUGAGCAGAAAUCCGCAGGAUUCAGUACCUUCUCAAAAUAUGCAAUCCCAAGUGCAGAGUCAGAGUCAAUCUGUUCCCCACCAGAUGGCGUCUCAGUCUCAAUCCCGGCAGCAGGUUUUAGCUCAGAACAUGCAAAACAAUAUAGCAUCUGCAGGCAUGCAAACUACUGCCAGCUUGCCGAACUCUUUGCCGCAGGUUAAUAGUUUAGCACAGAACAUGCCAAAUGCUUCUCAAAAUACCAACAUGCAGAGUAUUUCUGGCAUCUCACAGAACUCAAUGGGAAGUACAAUGAAUCCUGGAGUAUCGUCCAACAUGUUCACAAAUGCCCAAAGGCAGAUGCAAGGAAGGCAACAUACUCAACAGGCUGGUUCCCAUCAGCAACAGCAAUCACAGAAUAGUCAGCAAUACAUGUACCAACAACAGUUGCAGCAUCAGAUGUUGAAGCAGAAGUUGCAGGGAAAUAUCCAACAACCAGUCAUGCAGACACCAUUACAGCAACAACAACCACAAUCACAGGCUCAACAAAAUCUGUUACAGGCAACUCAGCAACCAAUCAUGCAAACCUCAUCUGUUAUGCAGCCUUCUAUGAUGUCUGGGUUACAGCCAAACCAACAGUCUUCUAUUCAACAACCAUCUCAGUCUGUGCUUCAGCAGCAUCAACAAUCAGUACUCAGGCAGCAGCAACAGCCACAGUCACAGCCACAGUCACAGCCACAGCCACAGCCACAGCCACAACAGACUUCUAUUAAUCAACAACAGCAAACUCAGCUACCCCAGCAAUCAAUGAUGACAUCCCAGGGCCAGCAGCAGCAGUUAAUGGGACAACAACCAAAUUCUGCGAAUGUGCAACAAAAUCAACUGGUUGGCCAACAGAGUAAUAUCUCCGAUAUGCAGCAACAGCAGCAGCAGCAGCAGCAACAACCACAGCAGCAGCAGCGUAUGUCAGGUCAGCAGAACAAUCUUCAAAACCUACCAUCACAACAGCAAACCAGCCAUCAGAACAUGCAGCAGCAACAUAUGAUGGGUCAACAAAGCAAUCUUUCUAACAUGCAUCAGCAACAGUUAGGUCAUCAAAGUCAUGCUGGGGGGCUUUCACAGCAGCAAUUGAUGGGAACGCAAUCGGGGAAUGCUAACAUGCAGACGAAUCAACACUCAGUACACAUGAUGCAACAACAAAAGGGUGUAGUUCCGCAACAGAACCAAAAUGCUUCUUUAUUGCCAGGUGGCGGGCAGCCAGCACAGUCACAAUCGCAGUCACAGCAGCAGUUGAUGUCACAGCUACAAUCUCAGCCAGCCCUACAACAGCAAUUGGGUUUGCAGCAGCAGACAAAUUCCCUUCAACACAAUAUGCAGCCUCGGAUGCAAAAUCCAAGUUCUUUGCUUCAGCAGCAAAACAUGAUUGAUCAGCAAAAGCAGAUGUUUCAAUCACAAAGAGCUCUUCCGGAGGCACCAUCUAGUUCCUUGGAUUCCACUGCUCAGACUGGUAAUACAAAUGCUGGUGACUGGCAAGAAGAGGUCUAUCAAAAGAUUAAAACUAUGAAGGACAUGUACUUCGCAGAUCUUAAUGAGAUGUACCAAAAAAUUACUAUGAAACUGCAGCAGCAUGAUACUCUACCUCAACAACCAAAGAUGGACCAGCUCGAGAAGCUUAGAAUUUUUAAAAAUAUGUUGGAGAGGUUAAUGCAAGUUUUACAAAUAACAAAGAACAAUAUUCAACCAAAUCACAAAGAGAAAUUGCCAUCGUUUGAGAAGCAGAUUGUGGGAUUACUCAAUACCAACAGGCCUAGGAGGCCUGUUCCUUCCAUGCAAUCAGGGCAGAUUCUCCCCCCUCAAAUGCAGUCUAUGCAACAAGCACAGCAGCCACAUUCUCAGAUUACUCAAGCACAAUCACAUGAAGUUGGUGUCAACCCACAGUUGCAGUCUAUGAAUUUACAAGGUUCUGUUACUACAAUGCAACAGAGCAAUGUUCCAAGCUUGCAGCAUGGAUCUGUACCUUCUAUAUCUGCUAUCACUUCUUCACAGCAGAGCAUGGGAGGUCCAUUACAGACCAAUCCCAAUUUAGAUUCCGGACAGGGAAGUACACCUAGUUCAGUACAGCAAGUUGCAAUGGCAUCUCUACAGCAGAAUCCGGUUGGUGCUCCUCAGCAGGGGAACAUGAAUUCUUUGCAAUCACAAAAUGGAGUUAAUAUGUUGCAGCCAAACAUUCAAUCAAGUUCAAAUAUGCUCCAAAAUCAGCAUCUGAAACAGCAGCAAGAGCAGCAGAUUAUGCAAAACCAACAGUUGAACUUGAAACAACAACUCCAGAAUAGGCAUAUGCAACAGCAAAUGAUGCAAAAGCAGCAGCUUCUGCAGCAGCAACAGCAUUUACACCAGCAAGUGAAGCAGCAACAAGCUUCACAAAUUUCAGCUCAUCAGAUGCCUCAACUUCACCAAAAUGAUGUAAAUGAAAAGAUGAGACAAGGAUUAGGUCUUAGAUCAGGUGUUUUCCCACAACAUCUCUCAUCAGCUCAACGGUUUGCACAUCAGCAGCUGAAGCCUGUGGCAUCUUUCCCUGUCUCUUCACCUCAAUUGUUUCAGGCUGUGUCACCGCAAAUUAACCAGCAUUCUCCGCAAAUUGAUCAGCAAAAUCUGCAACAAUCUGUCUCAAAAGGGGGAACCCCUUUGCAGUCAGCAAACUCACCCUAUGUUCCUUCUCCUUCAACUCCGUUGGCCCCAUCUCCUAUGCCUGGUGAUGCUGAGAAACCGGCUGUUUCCUCACUCUCAAACGUUACAAACAUUGGAAAUCAACACAGUGGUGUACCUGCUGCAUCUCAAUCUCUUUCCAUUGGAACUCCUGGAAUAUCACCGUCUCCUUUGUUCGAGUGUGCAGGGCUAGAUGUUGCUCAUGGUAACAGCUCUGCACUUAAUUCUGGGAAAUCUAGUUUAACAGAGCAACCACUUGAUCGCUUACUGAAAGCUAUGAAAUCAAUAUCCCCAAAAGCAUUAAAUGCCUCAGUCUGUGACAUUGGUUCUGUUGUCAGCAUGAUUGAUCGUAUUGCAGGAUCAGCUCCUGGAAAUGGCUCUAGAGCUACAGUUGGUGAGGAUUUAGUUGCCAUGACAAAGUGUCGCUUGCAAGCUAGAAACUUUCAGACACAAGAUGGAAGUACGGGAACAAAAAGAAUGCGCAGAUAUACCAGUGCAAUGCCCUUAAAUGUAGCAGCAACGGUUGGUAGUAUGAAUGAUAACUUCAAGCAGUUUGCUGGGUAUGAGACAUCGGAGUUAGAGUCAACUGCAACAUCUAGUGUCAAGAAGUCCAGGACUGAGGUUAAUCAUACCCUGUUGGAAGAAAUCAGAGAAAUAAAUGAGCGUCUUAUAGAUACCGUCAUUGAUGUCAGUGAUGAAGAUACAGACCCUUUUGUAGCCGAGGGCAGUGAAGGAACCAUUGUCAAGUGCUCUUUUAAUGCUGUAUCUUUGAGUCCAAAAUUGAAGUCGCACUACACUUCAGCCCAGAUGUCACCAAUUCAGCCGUUGAGGUUGCUGGUUCCUGUAAAUUAUCCAAAUUGUUCCCCAAUUUUGUUGGACAAGUUGUCAGUUGAUGUUAGUAAUGAAUAUGAAGAUCUUUCAGCGAAGGCAAAGUCGAGGUUUAGCAUUUCUCUUCGAAGUCUUUCACAACCAAUGUCUCUUAAGGAGAUAGCAAGGACAUGGGAUAAUUGUGCUCGGGCUGUCAUUUGUGAAUAUGCGCAGCAACAGGGUGGAGGGACCUUCAGCUCAAAAUAUGGUACUUGGGAAAAAUGUUUAACCGCUGCUUGAUCUUCAGCGCUAUACCUUCAAAGUUAAGCAGGUGGACUUUAAAAUUCAUUUCUGCUGGGUCGAGUUUGUGAAUAGAAUGUUGUGCAAAUCUUUGAGGGUGGUCUAUAAAUGUUCAUAUCUUGAAUUUAUUUGGAUGUAACUUCUAUCCCAACCCCCUAUUAGUGAUUAUUUUUAUAUUUGUAGCAUUUGCUUCAUGGUGCCUGGUAGCUAUAACUAUGUAUGAGGACUUGAGGUUAGGCAUUUGUUACAAUGCUAUUGUUGUCUAAAUGUAACGAAUUACUUGGCCUCAAUGAAAUACCGUGUGAAGCGUA
Molecule: messenger RNA, 4664 nt
Organism: Spinacia oleracea (spinach)
Lineage: Eukaryota; Viridiplantae; Streptophyta; Magnoliopsida; Caryophyllales; Amaranthaceae
Product: mediator of RNA polymerase II transcription subunit 15a
Exons: 11
Coding region: 247-4353 (1368 amino acids)
Biological process (GO): regulation of DNA-templated transcription
Molecular function (GO): transcription coactivator activity; chromatin DNA binding
Source: RefSeq, a predicted model, not a curated record